Thalassophryne amazonica is the source of this 701-nucleotide messenger RNA. RefSeq names its product RNA polymerase I and III subunit D (gene polr1d). NCBI's taxonomy places the organism in Eukaryota, Metazoa, Chordata, Actinopteri, Batrachoidiformes, Batrachoididae. The transcript has 5 exons. The coding region runs from base 91 to 390 and encodes 99 amino acids. Gene Ontology annotation, biological process: DNA-templated transcription. The record is from RefSeq and is a predicted model, not a curated record. Gene Ontology annotation, molecular function: protein dimerization activity; DNA binding; DNA-directed RNA polymerase activity. Gene Ontology annotation, cellular component: RNA polymerase I complex; RNA polymerase III complex.
CACGCACACACACACGCACGCACGCACGCACCAUGUUGCCUGUAAGUCAACGCUGAGGGCUGAGUGUUUCCUGUGAUGUAAAAGUGAAGCAUGGCUGGAGAAGUCGAAAAGAAACAUGUACUGGAGAUGGUCCAGGCUGAUGGUGCUGAUGAGGGUUGUGUGACAUUCGUGCUACAUGAUGAAGACCACACGUUGGGCAACUCCCUCAGAUACAUGAUCAUGAAGAAUGUGGAUGUGGAGUUUUGUGGCUACACCAUAACUCAUCCAUCUGAGAGCAAGAUCAACUUUCGCAUUCAGACACGAGGUGGACUUCCAGCCACUGAGCCAUUGCGUAAGGGUCUCAACGAGCUCAAUGAUGUGUGUCAGCAUGUUCUAAACACUUUUCAGUGACUGGGGCUGGGUUCAAGCAGAUAAUGGAGGUUGGGAAAUGAAGUGGAUUUCUCUUCCAGAAGUGCUAUGAUGUGGCUGUGUAAUAGGUUACAGAGGCCAAUGCAGAUGUGUCAAAGCUGCUGCUUUCUGCUUCUAUGGUGGAACCUGUGACCAGGUUUAACAGCAGUGAACUUGAAAAAGUGUGAUCACUUGUUUUACUGGACGAGUAACUUGUUUCUCAAACAUGUUUCACAAUAAAUAAAAUGCCCAGUUCUUGUCAAAUUGCACAUUGAAUCAGAUCAUGACCCCAAACAAGGUAUACGUGUGUGGUU